Molecule: messenger RNA, 1103 nt
Organism: Bactrocera tryoni
Lineage: Eukaryota; Metazoa; Arthropoda; Insecta; Diptera; Tephritidae
Product: protein ANTAGONIST OF LIKE HETEROCHROMATIN PROTEIN 1-like
Exons: 2
Coding region: 15-893 (292 amino acids)
Source: RefSeq, a predicted model, not a curated record
UUCAAUAUCUACGUAUGUCUAUACAAUCUUUUGAUAUAUUGCUUGAAAAAGUUCGUCCUAAAUUAACAAAACAAAGGAAAACAAUUCAUGCAGAGCUGAGGCUUGUUUUGACCUUGAGGUUUUUAGCUACAGGACAUUCGUUUCGCGAUUUAGCUUUUGCUUUUCGCAUGGGCAGAAGCACAGUCAGAUUAAUUAUUUCAGAAACAUGCGAAAUAAUAUGGAAAGAACUUUUGGAGGAGUAUAUGCCUAUACCAACAACAGACCGCCUUAAAACUAUCAUAAAUGAUUACUAUAGGCGUUGGAAAUUUCCGAACUGUUUUGGCAGUAUUGAUGGCAAACAUUGUCAAAUUAAGUGUCCGGCAAAUUCUGGGUCCCAUUAUUUUAAUUAUUUGCACUACUUUUCCGUAGUACUGCAAGGUGUAGCAGAUGCUGACAAAAAAUUUGUAACUAUAGAAGUGGGAGGAAGAGAAAAGCAAAGUGAUGGCGGUACUUUUUCUGGAUCAACAUUAUUUCGAUUGCUUGAAGCGGAUAAAUUGAAUGUUCCUCUUCCCCAAGCAUUGCCAAACUCAAAUACUAUUUUACCUAAUUUUCUGAUUGGUGAUAAAGCUUAUCCACUGAAAACAUAUUUGUUAAGAACUUUUCCACGUAGGAAUUUAAAUGCGAAAACAGAAAAUUUUAAUUAUCGACUUUCAAUAGCAAGAAAAUGCAUUGAAUGCGCAUUUGGAAUAUUAAGCAGUAAAUGGCGGUUUUUGCAAAAAGCCAUUGAAACAACACCAAGAAUAGCUAUUAUUUUAAUUAAAUGUGCUUGUGUACUGCACAAUUUUGUGGGGGAGCGCGAUGGCGAUAGUGAUCUUGAUUACUUACAAACAACAACAACUAUAAACACUAUAUAAACUAUAACGCUCAAACAAAUACAGUUGAUCGAGAACAACAGCAAAACUUCAACAGAAGCAGCCAAACAGCAUUAAAUAUACGUAAUGAAUUAACAGAAUACUUGUGGCAGUUUGGACAUUAAAUUCCACUUAAAAUUUUAAUUUUAUCAUGUUAAUAUGUUAACAACCAAUUUUUUUAUGAAUAAAAAAACACUCACCAGAACAACCACA